UUAAACUAAUUAUCGUCAGACGGUUGCACGGUUAUAAAAGUGCAGCCAACCGGCGAGAAACACUCAGUGCGAUCCUCAAUAUUCUAGGAACUAAUUUAUCGGCGCAAAUUGUAAUGCUAGCAAUGCGAUUUAUAUUACUCAUUCUAACGGCAGUCAAUGCGGCAUUGGCAACAAAUUACUGCGAUCCGAAGUUGUGCCGUUCGACACCACAUAUUGCUUGCGGACACGACGGCGCUUUUGCGACGCGCUGUAUAGAUGCGGAAGUAGUGAGACUCACAAAAAGACAAAGGGAUUUGAUUGUUCAAGCACACAAUAAAGUGCGCAAUCGCGUCGCUGGUGGCACGUCUGCUCUACAGCCGGCCUGUCGUAUGGCCACCAUGCAGUGGGAUGACGAAUUGGCCGCACUGGCAGAGUUAAAUGUGAAACAGUGCGAGAGCAGCCAUGACUGUCACAAUACGGAUACCUUUAAGUAUUCCGGUCAAAAUUUAGCAUGGAUAACCUACAAUGAUUCACCGAAUACAACCGAAAUGUCAUUAAAGUCAGUGCAUAUGUGGUCUGGUGAGAUCGAGAAUACCAAAAUGGAGCAUAUCAAUAAGUAUCCGAAUAAUUAUCAAGGCCCCGCAAUUGGUCAUUUCACCGUUAUGGUGGCUGAUCGUAAUAUUCGCGUAGGCUGUGCUGCUUCUACCUAUAUGGAUCCGGAUGAAUCACAAUAUGCAUUCCUAUUCGCUUGUAAUUAUGCAAAGACGAAUUUGAUCGGUUUUCCAAUGUACAAGAGUUGCUCCAGCGCUGCUUCGCUUUGUAAGACUGGCCGAAAUCGGCGUUACCGUAACCUUUGUUCGCCAUGGGAAAAAUAUUAAACUAUUAAUCAACGUAAUAUUUAUAUCAAUGCAAUUCUUAUUGCACUCUAAAUAAAAACUAAAUACAUGUCCAAUUAUACAAAAUAGUUAAUAAGUAUAUGUAUUUGUAUA
Bactrocera oleae (olive fruit fly) is the source of this 968-nucleotide messenger RNA. Its product is annotated as venom allergen-1. The record is from RefSeq and is a predicted model, not a curated record. NCBI's taxonomy places the organism in Eukaryota, Metazoa, Arthropoda, Insecta, Diptera, Tephritidae.